AUGAAUAUCGUCGAAUGGGCCUUUGGGAAGCGCAUGACGCCCGCGGAACGUCUGCGCAAGCAUCAGCGAGCCCUCGAUCGCACCCAGCGGGAACUUGACCGGGAACGUGUCAAGCUGGAGAAUCAGGAGAAGAAGCUCGUCCAGGAUAUCAAGAAGAGUGCCAAGAAUGGUCAGGUUGGCGCGUGUAAGAUCCAGGCCAAGGACCUGGUGCGGACGAGACGAUAUAUCCAAAAGUUUUAUCAGAUGCGAACCCAACUACAGGCGAUUUCGUUACGAAUCCAGACCGUCCGCAGCAAUGAACAGAUGAUGCAGUCGAUGAAAGGUGCCACCAUGCUCCUGGGGAGUAUGAACCGCCAGAUGAACCUCCCCGCGCUGCAACGGAUCGCUAUGGAGUUCGAGCGCGAGAACGAUGUGAUGGAUCAACGGCAGGAAAUGAUGGACGAUGCGAUUGAUGAGGCAACGGGGAUGGAGGGCGAGGAGGAGGAAGGUGAAGAUAUCGUCAAGGAAGUGCUGGAUGAGAUCGGUGUGAACCUCGGCCAAGAUCUGAGCGAAGCCCCUACCGACAUGCCAAAGACGGCAGUCAGCGAGGGCCGGGUGGCGGAGGCUGUUGGGGCUGGCGGGGCCAGCUCCCAGGAUGACGACCUGCAGGCUAGACUGGACAGUCUGCGGCGGUGA
Molecule: messenger RNA, 675 nt
Organism: Aspergillus campestris IBT 28561
Lineage: Eukaryota; Fungi; Ascomycota; Eurotiomycetes; Eurotiales; Aspergillaceae
Product: ESCRT-III subunit protein DID4
Exons: 5
Coding region: 1-675 (224 amino acids)
Biological process (GO): protein transport; late endosome to vacuole transport; endosome transport via multivesicular body sorting pathway
Cellular component (GO): ESCRT III complex; multivesicular body
Source: RefSeq, a predicted model, not a curated record